ACGCCACUGUGAGCAAAGACUACUUCAGGCUCCCUGAGGACCAUGUCUGUGGAUUUUAAAACUCAUGUAGACCAGGAAUGUAAAGCUGCUGAGGAAUUUGUCAAUAUUUAUUAUGAGACAAUGGAUAAAAGAAAAAGGGCACUUAUUAGGCUGUAUCUGGAUGAGGCCACUUUAGUAUGGAAUGGAAAUGUUGUUACAGGGCUGGAAGCCCUAAGUAAUUUUUUUGAGAUGUUGCCUUCUAGUGAGUUCCAGGUUAAUAUGUUAGAUUGCCAACCAGUUCAUGAGCAAGCUAUCCAGUCCCAGACUACAGUUCUUCUGGUAACCAGUGGAACUGUGAAAUUUGAUGGAAAUAAACACGACUUCAACCAGAACUUCCGGCUGACUGCUCAAGCCACUUUUAACAGCACUGUGUGGAAGAUUACAAGUGAUUGCUUCCAUUUUCAAGAUUAGGCUAAAAGUUAAAAGGGCAAAAGUCAAUUUUUUGGUCCUUUAGGUCCAGCAACAGAAGUUUAUCUGAAUUAAUUAAUUUUAUUGUAAAAACACUAUAAAUUAGUAUGUGCUGAAACUAGAAUUCUUCAAUAUUUUCUUAUUUCUGACAGCAACUUUUCUAGUAACUGCCAGUUUGGACUAUCGCCCUUAAGAGCUUUAAUGCUAGUUUUUGGCAUACCUUAUAUACAUUCCACUGAUGACAUUCUUAGAGUAAUAUUAAACAUAUGAUUGCAGUACUAAUAUACUCACUGUGAACCCAGCCUAUCGCCAAAAUCCUUUUGUAAUACUAUCUAUGGGAUGUCAGCACAACAUAACACUCUGGGAAGAAGUAGAAUUUUUUUGGUUAUUAAUUUUGUAGCAAAACUCAUGCCUAUUUUGAGUUAACACUCGUAAUGCAGUUUUAAUAUAUAAGUAUAGCCUUUUCAAAUCAGUUCAGUUUAUGUUUGCCUAAAUACUCUGACAUAUUGAAAUUACAUGUUGAAAUAUUCCAUAGUCUUUUUUCAUAUUAAGUUUUCUUAUGUUGACAUAUUUCCUUAACAAGUGAAUUAGUUACAGAGGUGAAAAUUGUUUUUCUUUGAUACCUGAUUCAUUGGUGGCUUAAAAGCAGAACUUAAAAACAUUUUUCUUGGCAGCACCAGGUCUACAUAUUUUGGGAAUGUAUGAUAGUAGAACUAAUAACAUUUUUAAUGAGAAAUGUGAAAGUCCAAAGUUAAAGACAAAAAUAAGGGGGGGGUGA
This is a messenger RNA of Heterocephalus glaber (naked mole-rat), 1225 nucleotides long. The record is from RefSeq and is a predicted model, not a curated record. Lineage: Eukaryota; Metazoa; Chordata; Mammalia; Rodentia; Bathyergidae.